AUGAUCCUGUUGUGUCAGGCCGCCCUGCCGACAGAUACCGAGCAUCCUAACAAUGCAGAUGAUUGUUCGAAUAAUUCCCUAGAAACGGUGCUAUGGUGUCGUGGUUCGAAAGCUUUACAAAAUGCCUUAAAUAAUUUAAGUAAAACAAAUAAACCCGUUGUCAUUAUACGUGGACUAGAAUUGGUACCGUCGACAAAUAUCACCUCCGACGAUGGCAACAAUCAGGUGACGGCAAAUUUGACAGAUAAUACUGUCGAUAAUGAUGGUGACACCGAUGACACCUUCCUGGGACGUUUUUCCCGUUACCUGCGAACGCAUGAGUUGAAUAUAAAAUUUUCGGAUUUAUUGGCGGAUGUCAGCGAACGUCAUUACAUGGCACGUGAUCUGGAUCAGAGUGGAAUUCAAAUGGAUUCAAUGAGCGGAGAAGCUCGUAAAAAGGAUAAGGGUGGCGGUGCUAUGAUGUUAAUGGCUCUUAUGUUCUCAAAAAUGAUGGCUGUCAUGGGACUCGGCGGUCUCGGUGCCUUAGCAAUGAAGGCCAUGGGUGUAUCUAUGAUGGCUUUAAUGAUGGCUGCACUUGUUGGAGUAAAGUCACUAGCAUCUCAAGGACACGAAUCCUCUCACAGUGUACAAUACGUCACAGCAGAUGGUCAUCAUCACAAGAGACGCCGAAGACGACGCAGUGUUGCCGCAGACGACAAUAGUAAAUAUCGUUUUGGGUCAGAAGACUUGUUGCAAGACAAUGCCAAAUCAGCAUUGCCAUUGGCAUAUAGAG
This is a messenger RNA of Musca vetustissima, 772 nucleotides long. RefSeq lists its product as uncharacterized. The transcript has 2 exons. NCBI's taxonomy places the organism in Eukaryota, Metazoa, Arthropoda, Insecta, Diptera, Muscidae. The record is from RefSeq and is a predicted model, not a curated record. The annotation marks the transcript as partial.